CUUGAAUGCCAUGCGGGUAUUGUGGAUAUCAUUGGGGUAACAUCGUCCGAUUUUCUUUCGUGUCCGUGCUUUCUUUGUCCUCACUAGAGGAAUGUUACUAAAUCUCUCUAUCAUAAAUGGUCCGGACCUUGAAGCUUCCAACACAGUACUAGUCUGAAUCCUAACUUGCUGUAGCGGGCAUGACUCGGUCUCUUCGGUGAGACUCUUGGUCUUGCUUCAUCCAUCGUACAGCUAACUUUCCACCCGUAAUGCAUUGCACAUCGAGCUUGGAUAACUUGGUCGACGAUAUCGUCAUACGAAUCUUCCAGACCUUGUCUGUGCGAGAAAUAUUGACGCUGAGACGGACCUCCAAACGAUAUUAUUUCCUGUCUAGAUUUCGCAGCGUUUGGUAUGCGGCAUUCUGUACUGAAGUAUUGGCCCGUCACCUUCCGCCCCCUGGCCCUUCGUGCUCUCUCCGUGCUCUGAAUUCUGCAGAUCUAGAGCAUCGCACAUUAUUGGCUCUUUCCCUCGAGAAACGUUGGUCACGAUCCACGCCCAAUGUUAUUGCCUCGAGCAGACAACGAGAGACCGUAGACCAGAUCCUGCUUAUCCCUGGUGGAACGCAGAUCUUGACCGUCCAUGGAAAUAAAGUGAUAUAUUGGCUCAUCUCUGGGCAGAGAGGGGCCACAUACAAGCUCCAAAAGGUUGAAGAGUGGUUGUCACCGAGUGAUGAUGCUUGUAUAGUCGCGAAGGAUACCGAGGGCCAGGGAAUCAUUGCCAUCGGUUGCAGAGACCAACCAAAUAAGCAUGCCACUAUAUUCUCUCUCGCAUUGAAGCCUGCCCUCAGCAAGCUAUGUGAUUACUCCCUCAUCCCUGGUACCGUCGCAGGGAUAUCGCGACACCUCCUUUUUUUAGAUACGACGUCAGAGCAGGACGGUGGCGGUCUUGAGCUCUUAGAUUGGCAUGCCCAAACGGAAGGUACUGCCCUGCUCCCGUGUAUACCCAAUCUGUUUGGUCCAUUUCUAGGCUUCGUUCAUUUCUCCGACCAUAUACUUGUAUCAUGGGAGACAUGCAUUAGCGUAUUUCCGGUGCCUGAAAUACCAGCCCAGGGACGGAUGGUGGUUGCCCAUACCAAGGUGUUCAUAUUUUCUGAGCCCAUCAGCUCACCUGUCGCCUUCACAACUUGUGUCCCUCGAGGUUGGACCGGUAUAGAUGCGCCGGCGUACCCAUCAUCCCAGGAGAUGCCUUCCCUCACGAUCGCUGCGCGUCCCAAGGGCAAGUUGGGCAGGAUUGCUAUGUCGAUGCUUAUUCCGCUGAGCAACGAUAAUGGGGCAAAGCAUCCGUCCAGUUUUCCAUAUCAGCUUCUCCGACUACCUCCAUUUGUUCCCGAUGUGCCGGGAGAUACAGACAGGAGCAUAGGGGGGCAGGAAUGCACGCAAAUAUGCAUGGGAUCGUCUGGGCGCGGGCUGUGCGUCUUUGGUCGGGGGGUCCGACUGUGCGAGCCAAGCCUGUUGUAUAUUCCCCCUCGUGAGAUGCAGUUUGGCCCUGCCUUCGAGACGGGCAAGGCCAUAUAUGAGAUUGAACCUGGUGGCGACAGUGUUUGUGGAGACAGGGUAGAUUUCGACGAGGGAAUGGGACGGUUAGUAGUUGCGAAGGGAAGCGGGGGCUUUGACGUGGUCCAACUACUGUAGCCGAUCGUGCGACGUCCCUC
Molecule: messenger RNA, 1690 nt
Organism: Suillus plorans
Lineage: Eukaryota; Fungi; Basidiomycota; Agaricomycetes; Boletales; Suillaceae
Exons: 4
Coding region: 249-1670 (473 amino acids)
Molecular function (GO): protein binding
Source: RefSeq, a predicted model, not a curated record